UGUGCAAUCAGUUAACAUUUUGCAGUGAAUUAAGAUGGACAGGAGAAAAGUUGAAGCUUUAGAGAUUUGACUAAUUUUAAGGAUUUUUUCGUUUAAGUUUGAACAGACAACAAAGCUAUGGCAAAUAUAGUGACGAUUGCGGCCAAUUUGCUUGACAAUGGCACUGUUAACAGCACGUUUUUAGUUCCAAAGCUAUAUGAUUUUGGAGAAAAUGAUGGCACUUUCAUUAUGAUAUGUGCUUUUCUGCUAGUGACUUUGCAAACCGGGUUUGCUCUUCUAGAAUCAGGAUGUGUCAGUGAAAAGAAUGAAGUUGAUAUGAUGCUGAGGAACGUGGUGGAUAUUGUUCUUGGAGGAGUAUCGUUCUGGUUGUUCGGUUUCGCGUUUAUGCUAGGCAGAAGUGUGUAUCGAAAUCCAUUCAUCGGAUUGGGAGAUUUUUUAACAGAUGCAUCGGUAAACGAUCCUUUAAUGGGUCAGUUAAUGGCAGUUUACCUGUUUCAAAUGACGUUUUCAGCGUCGGCAACAACUAUCGUUGGAGGUGCUAUCGCUGAAAGAUGCAACUUCAAGGCGUACUGCCUGUUCUCGUUUCUGAAUACGAUUGUGUACUGCAUUCCGGCCGGGUGGGUUUGGGGUGAACAUGGUUUCCUCAGUAACUUGGGGGUUGUGGACAUUGCAGGCAGUGGACCCGUACACCUGAUUGGAGGCUCUUCAGCAUUCGCCUCUGCCAUGAUGCUGGGCCCACGGCUUGGACGUUAUGCCAAAGGGACGGAUCCGUUGCCGUUGGGUAAUCCCGUUAAUGCAUGCAUGGGACUUUUUGUUUUAUGGUGGGGUUGGCUUGCAUUCAACUCAGGCAGCACAUACGGUGUAAGUGGAGCCAAGUGGAUCUAUGCUGCUAGGGCAGCAGUAAUGACUAUGAUGGGUUCUUUUGGCGGAGGAAGCUUCAGUAUAAUAUAUUCUAUGGUUCGAAACGAAGGCCGUUUGGAUAUCGUGGAUCUCAUCAAUGGCAUUUUAGCGUCACUGGUCUCAGUAACUGCGGGUUGUUUCUUAUAUCACGCAUGGGAAGCAAUUGUAAUUGGUAUAAUAGGAUCAGCCCUGUGCUGUUUGAGUAUGCCCUUGUUUGACAGAAUGGGUGUUGACGAUCCCGUUGGGGCCAGUGCUGUACAUGGUGUUGCUGGAAUUUGGGGAGUCCUAGCUGUAGGAUUGUUUGCUGAUAACCCUAUUCCCCUGGACACAACGAAUGGUCGAUCUGGAUUGUUCAAAGGUGGCGGCUGGUAUUUGCUAGGAGUCCAAUCGUUGUCCGCACUCUGUUUGAUUUGUUGGGGCAUUUGCGUUACGUUGGCACUCUUAUGGAUUAUAAACAAAAUUGUACCGAUUAGAAUGGAUCCCAACGAGGAACUUCUUGGAGCAGACUUGAUGGAGCACAGGAUCAGACAUUCUCAGAUUGGAAUUUCAAGAGCCUUAUCUGCAUUGGCUCCGCUGAAAAUCGAUUUAGACGAUGCAAUAAAUGCCCCACCGAUAGGACGAAACCCCGGCCAUGAGCAAUGUAUUGAUGAAGUGCGAGCUGCAAGUCAAAAAUUGUAUGAGUGGCGAUCAUUUAUGGAUAAAAUGUCCCCCCAGAAGAAAGCAAGUGAUCAACCUAAAGUCGUGGAUAACCCUGGUCUUGGAAAGAAUUCAUUCAAGCUUCGGAACAUCAAUCGUAAAAAUAGGAAUGGUACCGACAAUCACGGUUACGAAGGAAAAUACUCUCAUGCUACCAGUGGGGCGGAAAAUGGAUUACGAGUUGGAGGAAAUCAAUUGUUCACGAUGACGAAAUCUGGUGAGAAUAAUCAAAGUGAAAGAAAUGAUCAAAAUUUUGCAUGGAUUGAUUGAGAUCACACAAUAAGUGGGCAACUGAAUGCUGAACUCAUUUUAAACAUGAUGAUACUAUGAGCAGAAAAGACUCAAUUUCGUUGCAUGUGUGGCAACACAUAGUAUAUCACAUAACAGUAGUAGGACAAAGUUCCCAUACAAAUUGAUGAAGUUAUAAUAUAGUGACUUAACAAACAGUGUACUUUUCUACAGGUAUUUUAACAAAUAAUAAAACAUAA
This is a messenger RNA of Aedes aegypti (yellow fever mosquito), 2084 nucleotides long. RefSeq names its product putative ammonium transporter 2. Lineage: Eukaryota; Metazoa; Arthropoda; Insecta; Diptera; Culicidae. Gene Ontology annotation, molecular function: ammonium channel activity. Gene Ontology annotation, cellular component: membrane. The record is from RefSeq and is a predicted model, not a curated record. Gene Ontology annotation, biological process: ammonium transmembrane transport; ammonium homeostasis. The transcript is spliced from 5 exons. The coding region runs from base 118 to 1866 and encodes 582 amino acids.